AUGGUCUAUCCAUUCGACUAUCUCCAACACCGUCGUGACUGCAACUUCAAGCAAUCCGAACGCGCGGACAGAAUUCGCCGCCUCACGGCCUACAAAGGCCCCUUUUCACAACAAGACCGCCAGAUCUUGGACAAACCCAUCGAGGAACUCGUCCAAGAUGUCCACAAGACCGUCCUCCAACCCAUUGACAUUCUCAAAACCUACGGUAAGGUAGCCCUCAAGGCCCACGAGCGCACAAACUGCCUCACCGAGGUCAUGCUCGAGUCCGCCGAGAAGUGGGUGGCCGACGGCUCCGUCAACCUCAAGGGCCCGCUGGCCGGCAUCCCCGUCAGCCUCAAAGACACAAUCGUCGUCGGCGGCUACGACACCACCGUCGGCUUCAGCAGCUUCGUGGGCAACAAGACGGCCGCCGACGGGCCCGUCGUCCGCCUCCUCAAGGACGCCGGCGCCGUCCCCUACGUGAAGACCAACCUGCCCAUCACCCUUCUCAGCUUCGAGUCCACAAACGACGUCUGGGGCCGCUGCACGAACCCGCACAACAGCCGCUACUCACCCGGCGGCUCCACGGGCGGCGAGUCCGCGCUCCUCGCCAUGGGCGGACGCAUCGGCAUCGGCAGCGACGUCGCGGGCAGCGUGCGGGCGCCGGCGCACUUUUCGGGGUGCUACAGCCUCCGCUGCUCCACGGGCCGGUGGCCGAAGCUGGGCUUCUGCACGAGCAUGCCGGGCCAGGAGGGCGUGCCUUCCGUGUACAGCCCCAUGACGAGGACGCUCGACGACCUGCGGUAUUUCACGCGCGUUGUGGUGGGGAUGAAGCCGUGGGAGUACGACUACAGCGUCCACCCGCUGGCGUGGCGUUCCGAGACGGAAAAGACGUGGCUGUCCGACAAGAAGAAGCUCCGCGUCGGCGUGAUGCGCACCGACGGCGUCGUAGACCCCAGCCCGGCAUGCCGGCGCGCGCUGGAGAUGGUGGAGAAUGCGCUGCGCAAGCAGGGCCACGAGAUCGUCGAGAUUAGCCCGCCCUCACCCUACGAGGGUCUCAAGAUCGCCGCCCUCGCGCUCAACGCCGACGGGUGCCAGAUGUUCAGCACCUUCUUCCGCACGGGGGAGUGGAACGACCCGGGCGCCGCGCAGAUGAAGUUCCUGAUGAACCUCGCCAGUCCCUUGCGGUAUCUCUACUACCUCUGGGUGAAGUACGUUCGCCGCGACGAUAUCUGGGCGGGCCUCGUCCGAGACUGGCGGCCGCAGUCGGCGUUUGAGAACUGGAAGCUUGUCGCGCGGCGGGAGGCGUACCGGAACCAGUGGUUUGAGUGGUGGAACAAGGCGGAUGUGGACUUUUUGAUCACGCCGCCUAAUGCUACGCCUGCUGUGCCGCAUGACGGGAUGAAGGAUGCGUGUAGUAGCUGCGGAUACACGUUUCUCUUCAACCUGCUCGACUACACCGCCGGCGUUCUUCCCGUGACACAUGUGGACAAGGACCUGGAUCAGCUUCCCGCGGACUUCAACAUUAAGAAGCUCAAUGGCGUGGCGUACGGUGCGUAUAAGCUGUACGAUGCCAAGGACAUGCACGGCCUGCCCGUCGGCGUUCAGGUUGUAGGAAGGAGGUUGGAGGAGGAGAAGGUGCUGUCACUGAUGCAGAGGGUGGAGGAUGCUUUGGGCGAUGAAAAGUACAAGCUGUUGGACAUUGACUAA
Colletotrichum abscissum is the source of this 1689-nucleotide messenger RNA. Its product is annotated as amidase. The transcript has 3 exons. The record is from RefSeq and is a predicted model, not a curated record. Lineage: Eukaryota; Fungi; Ascomycota; Sordariomycetes; Glomerellales; Glomerellaceae. The coding region runs from base 1 to 1689 and encodes 562 amino acids.